AUGCCCAAGUUCUUCUGCGACUAUUGCGAUGUCUACUUGACGCACGACUCGAUGAGUGUGCGCAAGGCACACAACAGCGGACGUAACCACCUUCGUAAUGUCGUGGACUACUACCAACAAAUCGGUCACGAGAAGGCGCAAUCAGUCAUCGACUCCAUCACAUCCUCCUACGCCGCCGAGGGCCAGGCGCACAACAACCCCAUGCUACCGCAGAACCAGCCCGGCGGCGGCGCGUUCCCACCCCCAGGCAUGCCCUUCUCCUUCCCCGGCGGUGUGCCUCCGCCGCCCUUUCCAGGCAUGCCAGGUGCUCCGCCCGGCCAGUUCCCGCAGGGCAUGAUUCCUCCCCGCCCCGGAUCCGGCCUACCAAUGCCGUCCUUCCCACCACCAGGCGGCGCGACCAACACGCCUCCCCUGCCGAUUCCCCCUCCCGGGGCCGGUGGCCUCCCCUUCCCUCCUCCUGGGGGCCUACCGUUCCCGCCCCCGGGAGCCGCGGGCCUGCCGCCGAACUUCCCCUUCCCUCCUGGCGGACUUCCGCCUCCUGGAGCAGGCUUCCCACCGAUGCCGCCUUUCAACGCCAAUGGACCGCCGCCGCCGGGACAGGGCCCUCCUGGCGCGGACAGAUGA
Molecule: messenger RNA, 624 nt
Organism: Phaeoacremonium minimum UCRPA7
Lineage: Eukaryota; Fungi; Ascomycota; Sordariomycetes; Togniniales; Togniniaceae
Product: putative u1 small nuclear ribonucleo protein
Exons: 4
Coding region: 1-624 (207 amino acids)
Biological process (GO): mRNA 5'-splice site recognition; spliceosomal snRNP assembly; mRNA splicing, via spliceosome
Cellular component (GO): nucleus; U1 snRNP
Molecular function (GO): pre-mRNA 5'-splice site binding; zinc ion binding
Source: RefSeq, a predicted model, not a curated record